Messenger RNA from Zasmidium cellare ATCC 36951, 963 nucleotides. RefSeq lists its product as uncharacterized. NCBI's taxonomy places the organism in Eukaryota, Fungi, Ascomycota, Dothideomycetes, Mycosphaerellales, Mycosphaerellaceae. The transcript is spliced from 5 exons. The record is from RefSeq and is a predicted model, not a curated record. Gene Ontology annotation, molecular function: oxidoreductase activity. The coding region runs from base 1 to 963 and encodes 320 amino acids.
AUGCCAUUGAUAACUGGAACCGGCAAGCCCAGGGUCAUCCUGGGUACCAUGACCUUUGGCCCAGACCCCGAAUCUGGCGCUCGAGUCACUUCCCUGGACGAGUACAAGAGCUGCCUCCAAUACUUUCAAUCCAAGGGUUACAACGAAAUCGACACCGCCCGGGCGUACAUCGCCGGCAAGGGCGAAGGAUGGACCAAGCAAGCCGGAUGGAAAGAGCGCGGACUUUCCGUCGCCACGAAACAUUACCCUACCCAAGCGAACCACCAUACCGGCGAGAAUGUCGAGGCGACGUUGAACAAGUGCUUAAGUGAGCUUGGGACUGACUGCGUUGAUAUCUUCUACCUGCACGCCGCAGACCGUACCCUCCCCUUCACCGAACCCCUGAAGAAACUCGACGAGCUGCACAAGAAAGGCAAAUUCGUUCGACUUGGCCUGAGCAACUUCACCGCCGCCGAAGUCGCUGAAGUGGUCAUGCACUGCAAGUACAACAACUGGGUCAGACCGGUACACAAUCCAGUAGCAGGCGGCAUCUUCUCCGGCAAAGUCAAAUCCAACUCCUCCAUCCCCCCCACGGGCCGCUUCAGCGACACCGCCAACUCCGGCGCCAACUACCGCAAACGCUAUUUCCAAGACGCCACCUUCGAAGCCCUGCGCCUGAUCGAACCCGUCGUAGAGAAACACAACCUGACGCUGAUCGAGACGGCGCUGCGGUGGGUGGUGCACCACUCGAAGCUGGAGAUCAAAAGCGGCGACAAGGACGGGAUCAUCAUCGGCGUUUCGAGCCAGGCGCAGUUGGAGGGGAAUUUGGAGGCUUUGGAGAAGGGCCCGUUGCCGGAGGAGGUGGUGAAGGUCUUGGAUGAGGCGUGGUUGGUGACCAAGGCGACGGCUGUGCCGUAUUGGCAUGGGACGUUGGAGUAUGAUUAUGAUACUGUCAAGGCGUUGUUGGAGGAGCCGAAGUUGUAG